UGCCAGGCCACACGACAAACGUCGGUGCUAAGGUGGCCCAGAAGAUGAUAUUAAAUGGGGGAAGAAAAAUACUAAUCUAUAAAUACGAUACGAAGUCUAUUCUUAUUCAAAAGUUUCCACCGAAACGUGCAUCAAGGUGA
Racocetra persica is the source of this 140-nucleotide messenger RNA. The record is from the annotation of a GenBank genome assembly. Lineage: Eukaryota; Fungi; Glomeromycota; Glomeromycetes; Diversisporales; Gigasporaceae.